AUGUUAAAAGUAAAAGAAGCUGGAAGAGAAGUCUUAUAUGUGCUAUUUGAAAAGUUUAUUAAAGAAAAGGGAAUGUACGAUUGUGUUCUUGAAGCCACCGAUGCUGUUCCUGAUCAGAAAGUAAUAAUUAUUCAUGGUGACUGUCAUAAUGCUAAUGUGAUGUUCCUAUUUAAGGACAACGCCAGGAGUAACCCCCAACAUGUAGCUCUGAUUGAUUUCCAAGUAACGUGCCUUCAUUCACCUAUAUUGGAUAUAUCAGCCUUUCUGUAUUUAAACCUUUCGAGUGAAGAAUUUCCGCAGUUAAAAAUUUUUUUGGAUUUCUAUUACAGCGAAUUAUCGUCUUAUUUAAAAGAACUAGGCAGUGACGUAAAUAAAUUGUUUCCAAAACAAGUUAUGCAAUCACAUUUAAAACAAUUUCUUCAUUAUGGAUUUUGUCUAGCAGUACCGUUUUUGGAAAUAAUGUAUGUAGAUAAUGAAGAUGCACCCCCUUUGAUUGAUGAGGAGACCAACGAGAUAAUGGGAGGUCUUAAGGACCUUAAGUUAAAGUCAAGGGAUGAAUAUUUAAGACGUCUUGUUUCUAUGGUGGAUAGCUUUUUUAAUAGUGGAUAUGUUAAUUUGUAA
Molecule: messenger RNA, 621 nt
Organism: Diabrotica virgifera virgifera (western corn rootworm)
Lineage: Eukaryota; Metazoa; Arthropoda; Insecta; Coleoptera; Chrysomelidae
Exons: 2
Coding region: 1-621 (206 amino acids)
Source: RefSeq, a predicted model, not a curated record